UUGGUUUGGUCUACCGCUGUGCUUUUUCUAAUUGGAAAGUAAAAAUUGGGAAAAAAGAAACUCUGAGCAUCCAAAUGGGAAAAAGAACCAAGCGCUGGACAAAGGAGGAGACCAAAGUGUUCUUGCAUUUUUAUGCAGGACGCAAAGAAGAGUUCACUAAAAACAGAAAAAAAAGAUUUGCGUAUGCGAACAUUCUAGAGGACAUGAUUUCGGCAGGUUUUGACUCGGGUUUUACACCUCGCAACCUUGAAGUAAAGAUGCAGACGUUGCUGAGGGCUUACAAUGACGCUAAGGACAACUCGUCGAAAACUGGCGCAUCUCCGUGCACCGUACCUUUUUGGGAAGAAAUGGAGAAUUUAUUCGGAGAUAAGCCCAUUCAUUCAAAAGCCGAAACUAUCAACUUUGGGUCUGAACAUUUUACAAAUGCACCAGUUUUAAUUCCAACCUCACCGGAUAUGCCCUCAACGACAAGCAGGUUCCCAGAAACACAUGCUGAGGCAUCUCCUACAUUGGAAUAUUUUGCGGCCGAUACAGAUUCAAAUACAGCUUCUGCUUCAAAUGCUGCUGCCUUAGAAACAGAAACCAAUAACGUAAUUGGUGGAUCAGCAGCUUCUGCUGGAGUUGCUGCAGCUUUUGUUGGAUUUUCUGCCACAGCAUCUUUUCCUGGAGCUGCCCCAGUAGCUUCUGUUGGAGUUGCUGCACUGCCAUCAACAAGACCUGCCAAAAUUAAAACUAGGAGAACUGCAAUGUCGAGAUCUGACUAUUAUAAGGAAAAGUUGAAGCAGAGGCAGCGCGAAAUGAAAGCAGCCGAAGAACGCUUUCAGCAGCGUCAACGUGACAAAGCGCAGCUUGAAUUGCAAAAAGCAGAGUCAAGGAAAACAAAAUUCGAAUUGAUCGAAAAAUUUUUAAACAAAUAAACUAUUGUGUUUUGCUUUAA
Messenger RNA from Eupeodes corollae, 937 nucleotides. RefSeq lists its product as uncharacterized. The coding region runs from base 75 to 917 and encodes 280 amino acids. Lineage: Eukaryota; Metazoa; Arthropoda; Insecta; Diptera; Syrphidae. The transcript has 3 exons. The record is from RefSeq and is a predicted model, not a curated record.